Molecule: messenger RNA, 717 nt
Organism: Filobasidium floriforme
Lineage: Eukaryota; Fungi; Basidiomycota; Tremellomycetes; Filobasidiales; Filobasidiaceae
Exons: 6
Coding region: 1-717 (238 amino acids)
Source: RefSeq, a predicted model, not a curated record
AUGACCACCGACAAUACGAACGGACGAUUCCAUCUCGAUUACGAAGCAGCUGAUGAUGACCGGCAAGCGAACGCCAACCGACCGGGCGGAACUUCUGAUCAGAAGGCAGAUGUCGAAGCGCAUCCGGUAUCGCCCUGUGAUCCUCAAUCAAGCGGAAGUACAAAUUCAAGUACCGAUAGGGGUGUGGGCGGUAAGAACGAAACGCGACCCCCUUCUCCGGGCGAACGUCUCUUCACAGGCAAGUCGUCCCCACCCGAUCACCCUCAAAGCCAUACCUCCUCUACCUUCUGCACCUCCUUGAACUCUUCCUCCGAUCCCUAUUCUGGCGCAGGUGCAGACGACUUUGACCCCAUCACGGUAGCUGAGUCAGUUUGGCGCGGCGUGGAGCGGGGGGUAAAGAUCGACCUUGAGUGCGAGGAAGGUACCAGCGAUAGCGAUACCCCGUCGGAGAAGGCUGUUCUCAGAGGCUGUCUCGUCUUGAAGGCCAGAUCAAUGUUCCUUAAAACAGACAAUCAGCGGAUUGGGCUGAAUCUAUUAUUGGAUUAUUACCGAAAGUCCCGAAAACUGUUCCCCCUCGCCCCACGCUACACGUCGUGCCAGAGCCGACCUGUAACCGAAAAUAGAGGCGCGGCAUCUUUGUGGAUCGUCGACCGCCAAUCCCGAUCGUCCGACCACGCCCCUCCAAAUGUCCCCGAAGUGUUUUUUUCGAGCAGUUGA